AUGUCGUAUGUAAGGAAAGGUAAUCCGUCUAUGGGGAGGUCUAGCAUUCACAAGGUCAUCGAAUCUUUCAAGAAUGGGUUUGCUUGGAAGGUUGGGAGUGGAAAGGACAUUUCAGCAAUUAGUAUGCCAUGGGUAAAAGGAGAAAUCCCUGUUGUUAAAUCAGGUCAAACUCUGCAGACAACCUUAAAUUGGAAAGUAAGUGAUUUUAUUGAUAGUGAGUCUAAUAGUUGGAAGGCUCGAAAAGUUAGAGAAUGCUUUGAGUGGGACUUGGAAAAGGCUAUUCUAUCAAUGGAACUUCCAUACAAUAGUGAGGAUGACUUCCUCUAUUGGAAAUACCAUCCACCAGGAAGGUAUAUAGUUAAAACAGGUUACUAUUAUUUACACAAGGAUCUAGGGUUAGAAGGAACUAGUUCCAUGGGCAGUGAUCAGAACUUUAUUAAGAUACUAUGGAAAAUGGAGAUCCAACUUAAGUGGAAAUAUUUUAUGUGGAGAGUCUUCCAUGAUGGUAUAGCGGUCAAAGCUAAUUUGGCAAGGAGAGGGGUUCCCGUUGAUAUAGUAUGUGAACACUGUGGUGUUGGUGAAGAGGAUAGCCAACACCUCUUUAGAUUUUGUAUUCAGGCAAGGGAAGCUUGGGAGACUGGCUCCCUAAAUAUUUGCCCUGACUUUCUUGGAUCCACGUAUUUGCGCAGUUGUAUCCAACACUAUAUCCUGUUAUUUUACAGUGAGGAUGGCAAGCACGGCACCCGUUAUGUCUUAUUCAUAGCAACGCUUUUGGGCCUAUGGAAAACAAGGAACGAGAAAUGUUUCAAUGGAGUGGCGGGGACAUCGCGACGAGUAAGGGAGUUCAUUAACAUUGCUUUGCAGAAUCACGAGACUUUCUUAAACCAAGCUAACACGGCUAAUGGAGGAGAAGACACCAGCCGGGAGGACCCAGCAUUCCCACCAAGUUUAUAUCAUGUCCAUUUAGGAAAGGAGAAGGUUAGGUUUGAUGACUUUAUUGUAGAAGUUGAUGGCUCCUGGGAUAAAACAACAACAAGAGCAGGAAUAGGGUGGGCGGUGAAACCCAAUACGCAGGGCCACGUGCUGGAGGAGGGAGGAGGCCAUGGAGCUGCAGCAUCAGCUACCCAAUGCGAGGCAUGGGCUUGCCUGGAGGCCAUGAGGUGGGCACAAACUAAGGGCAGACAGGGGAUUCUUAUCCUUUCUGACUCUAGUUCUUUGGUAAACAACCUUCAAAAUAAGGGAACUGUGGAAGUUUCGAUAACUUGGAUUCUCAGGGAGAUAAAGGAAGCAGGGGCGGGCUACCAAAGAUGCGCUAUAUUAAAAGUUCCAAGGGAGCAGGUUCAAAAAGCAAAUGAUAUAGCCAGGAAAUAUCGUUUGAAGACUUCUCUAAUUCUCAUGGUUGUUCCUUAUGGGAGGCUUGUGAGGGGUAGCUAUAAGCAGGAUACUUAUGCAAAUUGUAAUGAUUUUUCUAGUUCUUGCAAGAUUUCUAAUGAUGAAUCUUUUGUUCCCCAAGAUGAACCCAUAAUGCAUGAUGCCAACCCCCCAUAA
This is a messenger RNA of Chenopodium quinoa (quinoa), 1548 nucleotides long. RefSeq lists its product as uncharacterized. Lineage: Eukaryota; Viridiplantae; Streptophyta; Magnoliopsida; Caryophyllales; Amaranthaceae. The coding region runs from base 1 to 1548 and encodes 515 amino acids. Gene Ontology annotation, molecular function: RNA-DNA hybrid ribonuclease activity; nucleic acid binding. The transcript is spliced from 3 exons. The record is from RefSeq and is a predicted model, not a curated record.